AUGUAUCCUACACCAGCGCGGCAUCAAGCUGCUCCUGUAAGGGGCCCCCAACCUUCUGGAGGACAAAUUAAAUUUACUAUAGCAGACACUUUAGAGAGGAUUAAGGAAGAAUUUAAUUUUUUACAAGCACAAUAUCACACGCUGAAGUUGGAAUGUGAAAAGUUAGCUAGUGAAAAGACAGAAAUGCAAAGACAUUAUGUAAUGUACUAUGAGAUGUCCUAUGGACUGAAUGUUGAAAUGCACAAACAGACAGAAAUAGCAAAGCGGUUAAGUGCAAUUAUUGGGCAGGUGUUGCCAUUUCUCGCCCAAGAGCACCAACAGCAAGUGGCGUCCGCCGUAGAAAGAGCUAAGCAGGUCACUAUGUCUGAACUUAAUGCUAUUAUAGGGCAACAACAACAACAGGGACUGCAGCAACUCCUUCAACAGAUCCACGCUUCAGCUGGAUUGCCACAUGGUGUUGGCGGUGCAGGGGCAUUACUUGGUGCUGGUGGACUUCUCUUCCCGGGCGCUGGGCCACCACCCACGCCCCAUUUGCCACCACCAGCUCACAAGGUCGAGUUACCCCCUCCAACGGAUAUAAAGCCGCCGUUGACUGGACCCGCCCCUCCACCAUUGCUACCUGGACAGCCACCGCCUCGAGAUGACGAUAGACACGCUUCACGAUCAAUGGCACAACAGCGUCAUUCUGUAUCGCCACACGAGCGUGAACGAGAACACAAGUACCGUCCUCGUUCUCCGCCCGAGCCGGAGCCACUAGACGCCAAGCGCCGCAAAGAAGACAAGGAUAGCGACGCGGAGAAAAGCGAUCAGGAUUUAGUAGUAGAUGUAGCAAAUGAAGAAGAGAGAGGGUCUCCGAGUGUUCGGCCUCACGACGGCGAGAGAACAGAGAACGGGCCUAGACCUCCUUCUCGUUCCGGCUCUUCUUCUAGCCGUUCCACACCCAAAAGCUCGAAAGAUGAAAAACCGGGAACGCCGGGUGCCAAAGGUCGAGCACCGACACCGACCGGCCGUUAUGCAUUUCCACCUUAUGCUGCGUAUAGAACCCCACUCCCGUAUGAUGGACAUAGAACCAAUGGCAUGCCACCUGCCAAACCUGCGUAUUCAUACCACACAUGUGGUGGUCCGCUCCAACCUGUGCCUUUCCCCGCUGACGCUCUUGUCGGUCCGGGGAUUCCCCGCGGCGCGCGUCAAGUGGCAGCUCUACCUCACGGCGAAGUCGUCUGCGCAGUAGCCUUGUCGCUUAGCAACGGCGCUAGACACGCAUACACCGGCGGUAAGGGCUGCGUUAAGCUUUGGGACAUCACUAGUCCGGGCUCGCCUAACACAUUAGAACCUCUAUCGCAGUUAGACUGCUUGCAACGAGAUAACUACAUCAGAUCUGUUAAACUGUUACCUGAUGGACGGACCUUAUUGGUGGGCGGUGAGGCCUCUAAUUUAUCAAUAUGGGAUCUAUCCUCUCCUACGCCACGAAUGCGGGCCGAGUUGACGUCUUCAGCGCCAGCUUGUUAUGCACUUGCCAUCAGCCCUGAUUCCAAGGUAUGCUUCAGUUGCUGCUCUGACGGUAACAUAGCUGUUUGGGAUCUUCAUAAUCAAACAUUAGUUAGGCAAUUCCAAGGUCACACCGACGGUGCAUCGUGUAUAGAUAUAAGUCCAGAUGGAACUCGACUAUGGACGGGAGGUUUAGACAAUACAGUUAGGUCAUGGGACUUGAGGGAAGGGCGACAACUUCAUCAGCACGACUUCUCUAGUCAGAUAUUCUCUUUAGGAUACUGUCCUACCGGGUCCUGGCUAGCUGUGGGAAUGGAGAAUUCUCAUGUGGAAGUGUUGCACGCGGGUAAACCGGACCGCUAUCAAUUAGUUUUACACGAAUCAUGCGUUUUGUCGCUACGGUUUGCAGCUAGUGGCAAGUGGUUCGUCUCCACUGGCAAAGAUAACCUGCUUAACGCGUGGAGGACACCAUAUGGCGCGAGCAUAUUUCAGUCGAAAGAGUCUUCGUCGGUGCUCAGUUGUGACGUGUCUUCAGACGAUAAGUUUAUAGUGACCGGUUCUGGUGACAAGAAAGCAACAGUUUACGAAGUGAUGUAUUAA
Messenger RNA from Leptosia nina, 2088 nucleotides. Lineage: Eukaryota; Metazoa; Arthropoda; Insecta; Lepidoptera; Pieridae. The record is from the annotation of a GenBank genome assembly.